AUGACACCUGGGAGAGUUUCUUACUUCCAAGUAGCUCCGUCGCUGACUCUGCCUCCACCCAGACAGAGAGCCAAAAAUAUUUAUGACUUCUUGCCCCAGCAGCAGGCAGAGUUGGGGAGACAUCAGUCGAAUGGCUUCAGUACUGAGAGCCUCCUCUCCAGAGAUUCUGACAGCCCUGAGCACGAGGCCUCCCAGGCACGCAGCUCCUUCAGAUACACAGAGCUUCUGUUCAUGCCGUGGGCGUACACAGUAGGCAUCUAUGACAAUGGCAACAGUGCCCAGAUGUGCAGGGACCUUGCCCUAGCACCUUACAACAGUGUCAGAACCUCCAGAAAUGACUCCAGCAUCUCCAGGGAGUCAAAUGAUUAUGUCAAUAUCCCUACAGCAGAAGGAGACCAGUGAGGCUCUAAACUGCUCCCCAAAGCACUCCUGAGAGUCCACCUUGGUCUUCCCAGUGCCCAGAAGCUGGAGUUUGCUGAAGCAGGGCAUGCUGGCUGUGCGGCUGCCACUGACCAUACUGUUCUGUGGGCUCCAGGAAGUAAGUGCAGUGAUUCCCUCAGUGAUGGAGAAGCUUCAUCUCAGACUUCAAAUGACUACGUCAAUAUGACAGCUUUGGAUCUAGAGGACAUUCAAGAGUAUCAGCCCAGCAUGGUUCUUCAGUGCUGCAGAGAUUAUGAAAAUGUCCCAUCAGCAGAUCCCAACGGAAGCCAGCUGCAGACUCAGGAAGAAAUGACAUCUUCAAAUACAGGACCAUGGGGAACCCUGUCUGGAGAGCUGUCCUCUGUGUAUUAUAUGGCAUUCCAGCCAUCUACACAGAGCGAGGACAGUGAGGUGGCACAGGCAGAAGAGCAGUCAAGUGAAGACUCUAACGACUACGAGAAUGUGCUACCUGCCGACUUAGAAGGCAAGGACUGUGAACAGGGGCCUGGUGCUUGGCGUCCUUCCUGACGAAGGGAAUACCAAGCUGCUACCUAGCUGGGAAGCCUGGAGGAGUGGCCUACCCUGCUGGGUCUUAGCCACUGAACUCUCUAGUUAAGAAGCCUAGGUGCCUGGCAUCCUGUUGGAUUCACUUGGC
Messenger RNA from Arvicola amphibius (Eurasian water vole), 1075 nucleotides. It is a transcript of the gene Lax1, whose product is annotated as lymphocyte transmembrane adaptor 1. Lineage: Eukaryota; Metazoa; Chordata; Mammalia; Rodentia; Cricetidae. The record is from RefSeq and is a predicted model, not a curated record. Gene Ontology annotation, cellular component: plasma membrane. Gene Ontology annotation, biological process: intracellular signal transduction; immune response; lymphocyte activation.